UAGCACACUUUAUGUCAUCCACAUUCGACACCUCUUUGUUAGGGCAUGAAUUUUCGCAAAGAGGGUCCUCUCUCUACCUCUCUCUGUGGAAUCAGAAUAAUUCUUUGGCAUCUCAAACACUUUUUCUUUUAUUUCUUUUUUUCUGCAAAAUAAAAAAUUGGUUUAUUAGGUUAGGUUAGGACUGUAAAUCAUAACCAAAAUUUUAGAUUAGUUCUGAAGAAAAAAAGGAAAAAGUUUAAAAUCAAAACCAUGAAUUCAGUCAUUGAGAUGGACGGUGAACAGCUAGUCAACGCUCUUCCCAAUCUUUCCCUUCGAGAUCAGAACGAGACGAAGAACAAAGGGCCUAUUGGCGAGGAGGGUUGCGAAAACCAUAGUGGAAUAUGCGCGAUAUGUUUAGAUAAGAUAGUGCUGCAGGAAACUGCUCUUGUAAAAGGUUGCGAGCAUGCUUACUGUGUGACUUGCAUCCUUCAAUGGGCAACAUACAGUAAGGUGCCUACAUGCCCUCAGUGUAAACACCCAUUUGAGUUCCUCAAUGUUCAUCGUUCUCUUGAUGGCAGGAUAAAUGACUACAUGUUUGAGGAAAGUGUGUGCCUGCUUCUUAGAGCUGCAUGGUUUAAACCAUUAAAUGUGGAGGAACGUGAAGAGGUAUAUGAUGAUCUGGAAGAUUAUUAUUAUUAUCCAUAUGAAGAUGAGGAUGAUGAAGAAGAAGAAGAUGAAGUUUAUUACACCAGUUCACAUAGUCUCCGCAUUGGCAAUCGGAGAUGGGGUGAUAAUGGAUAUGUAAGAUCAGGGCGCCUAGAAGCCAGACCUGUUCAUCAAUCCAACACCCAUGACUCCGGUGCUGGGUCCUCAACUGAGCCUAAGAAGAAAGAGGUAGCAAAAAGUACAAUGGGUCGACGUGCAAAGAGGGCACUUAAGCGUGAAGCAGCUGAUAAGGCAGCCGCAGCGAAACAUCAAGAGCAUUUGAUGAGGCUGGGGCGGAAGUGAUUUCUUUGAUGCAAAGUGUGUAAUAAACAUUGUAUCAAAGGAUUAGGUGCUUUGAUAAACCAGAAGGCCUGUAUAUUUGAUCCUCGUUUUGUACAGUAUUCUUUUCUUUCUGUGGGACAAAAUAAAUGCGAUUGCCCCUUGGUAUUGGAUGGACGGUGGAACCACGGGUUGGUGACUUGGUGGGGAUCUGUUGUAACUGAGACACAAAUUAAUUCCAUUAAUUCACAAAUUACAUUCCGUGUCCUGUAUGGCGGUUCAGCCAAAAAAGGCAAAAAAAUGAAAAAAGAAAAGAAGUGUCUCUGUGUAAUCUUUUUAUGCUUACUAUGGUAUGCAGCAUUUUAUUUUGAUUUUCGGAAGUGCCGUGACUUGU
Durio zibethinus is the source of this 1357-nucleotide messenger RNA. RefSeq names its product RING/U-box superfamily protein. NCBI's taxonomy places the organism in Eukaryota, Viridiplantae, Streptophyta, Magnoliopsida, Malvales, Malvaceae. The record is from RefSeq and is a predicted model, not a curated record.